Molecule: messenger RNA, 960 nt
Organism: Pogonomyrmex barbatus (red harvester ant)
Lineage: Eukaryota; Metazoa; Arthropoda; Insecta; Hymenoptera; Formicidae
Source: RefSeq, a predicted model, not a curated record
UUCUAUUGUCAAAAGAAAAAGAAAAUUCAGAGAGUCAAGUGGUCUGAUUUGUCACGUUUAAAUAUUUUUGUAUGUACGAGAACAGGAUUCUUUCAUCGGGAUUACGUUAUAGCGAAAGAAUCUAUUAAACUCGCCCAAGAAUAGUAAUAACAAUACGUUGGUCAGGUGAACUCAUGGUAAGCCUAAUGCCCAUGAACGGCGAAGUCGAGCCGUACUCCGUGAUCCAAUUUACGUGCAACUAUGACUACCCAGACACGUUUUACAUCUAUUUUAAAUUGUCGUCUCUCAAUGGACUUCCCGUAACUGCGCGGAGCGGCGAAAUCGGCCCGAUAAUCAAGACAGAGAAGGGAGCUGCCCGCUCUUGGACCGUUCACGUAGGGCGCACCGCCUGCAAUGUGGAGUGUCACAUCGUAAAUUACCGUGGCAAAGAAUUGGUCAAGAUCGUGACAUCGAUUACGCCAGGUUUGACGGACUACAUAGGCGAGAGCGCUUUCGUAUCUUGUCCCAUCCAUUGACGGGUGAUUCAUGGCGAGGGAGAGCACUCGGAUCAUCAUUUUGCAACCAUGUCUGCGUUGUCGCUAGGUCAUCGUAGAUCAUCAUCGUAGAUCGUCACCGAGUUUGGUGAAGGCAUUUCGUCGGGUUUUGUAGUUGCACUUAUUCAUCUUUAUGACUACGGGAAAACUUUUCCUCUGUUCGCGGACAUUUUGUCGAUGUGAAAAUAUGUGUACUGUAGUAGUUAAUACUGAAUGAUCAUUCUUCGAAAUAACCGAUCAUUGUAAUGAUGUCUCGUUAAGAUGUGAUGGUGAUUGUGUCCCUGUGUUAUGGAUAAAUAUUGCUUAUUCAUUACAGUGUAGAAAUGCCAAAUUCAAUAACGUCCAUACUGUUGUUCAAUAACGUCGUUACUGUUGUUAUUCAUUAAUUAUUCAUCACUUUAUUGUUAUAUGCUAAAUUUGUAAUUUU